GAACUCUCUAGAACUUGGGCUCUUUCCCCUCUAACUAGCCCCAUUAUAAACUCCUCUCUUUUUCACUCCCUACCUCAAAUCAGAACUUGUUCUCUCUCUAGAUUCUUCCAAAGUCUUUUCUCCUUCCAUCUGCUUAGAUCGCUCUUGAUUGUUUUACGAGCAUCGACAUGGAAGAGGAUUUCGAUCUUCCAGCCGGAGACGGGAUGAUGAACGAGGACAUGGAUCUUCCCGACGAGAGCCCCAUUUUGAAGGUGGGCGAGGAGAAGGAGAUUGGGAAGCAAGGAUUGAAGAAGAAACUUCUCAAGGAAGGUGAAGGUUGGGACACUCCUGAAAACGGCGAUGAGGUUGAAGUUCAUUACACGGGGACGUUGCUGGAUGGGACUCAGUUCGAUUCCAGUCGAGAUAAAGGGACGCCAUUCAAGUUUACUCUUGGUCAAGGCCAAGUGAUUAAAGGGUGGGACCAAGGUAUUAAAACAAUGAAGAAAGGGGAAAAUGCUAUUUUCACCAUUCCACCUGAGCUGGCUUAUGGUGCUUCUGGGUCACCACCUACCAUUCCUCCCAAUGCCACACUUCAGUUUGAUGUUGAAUUGCUGUCUUGGACUAGUGUCAAGGAUAUCUGCAAGGAUGGUGGGAUAUUUAAGAAGAUUCUUGUUGAAGGAGAGAAAUGGGAGAAUCCCAAGGAUCUUGAUGAAGUUACAGUUAAAUAUGAAGCUCUGCUUGAGGAUGGAACAGUUGUUGCCAAAUCUGAUGGAGUAGAGUUUACUGUCAAAGAGGGUCAUUUUUGUCCUGCAUUGUCAAGGGCUGUCAAGACAAUGAAGAAGGGAGAGAAGGUUCUUCUAACGGUGAAGCCUCAAUAUGGGUUUGGGGAGAAGGGUAAGCCAGCAUCUGCUGAUGAAGGCGCUGUUCCACCCAAUGCCACACUCCAAAUAACACUGGAGUUGAUUUCAUGGAAGACAGUGUCAGAGGUGACUGAUGACAAGAAGGUUAUAAAGAAAAUCCUGAAGGAGGGCGAGGGAUAUGAGCGUCCAAAUGAUGGAGCUGUUGUCAAGUUGAAAUUGAUUGGGAAGUUGCAAGAUGGUACAGUAUUUCUGAAGAAGGGCCAUGAUAAUGAGGAUGAAGUAUUUGAGUUCAAGACAGAUGAGGAGCAAGUAAUUGAGGGGCUUGAUAGAGCUGUGAUGACAAUGAAGAAGGGUGAGGUGGCACUGUUAACAAUUGCAGCAGAGUAUGCAUUUGGUUCAUCUGAAUCACAGCAGGAGUUGGCUGUUGUUCCUCCCAACUCGACUGUAUACUAUGAGGUUGAGCUGGUGUCUUUUGUCAAAGAAAAGGAAUCAUGGGACAUGAACACCCAAGAAAAAAUUGAAGCUGCUGGUAAGAAGAAGGAAGAAGGCAAUGUUUUGUUCAAAGCUGGAAAAUAUGCUAAAGCGUCUAAGAGAUAUGAGAAGGCAGUCAAAUACAUAGAAUAUGAUUCUUCUUUUGGUGAGGAGGAAAAAAAGCAGGCCAAGGCAUUAAAGGUUGCUUCUAACCUAAAUAAUGCUGCAUGUAAAUUAAAAUUGAAGGAUUACAAACAGGCAGAAAAGCUGUGCACGAAGGUGUUAGAGAUGGAGAGUAGAAAUGUGAAGGCUCUUUAUAGGAGAGCUCAGGCAUAUAUCCAGUUGGCAGAUUUAGACGUGGCUGAGUUUGAUGUUAAAAAGGCCCUUGAAAUUGACCCUGAGAACAGGGAUGUCAAGCUAGAGUAUAAAACUUUGAAGGAAAAGAUGAGGGAGUAUAACAAGAAAGAAGCCAAGUUUUAUGGCAACAUGUUUUCAAAGAUGAAUAAACUGGGCCCUGUUGACUCUAAUAAAUCCGUAAGCUGAUAAGGCUAAGCCAAUGAGCAUAGAAAGCAGGGCAUAAUGGGGAGGAAAGUGGAUGAUCAACUAGAACACGAAUGAGCAAAAUCCCCUAGGUUUUUUUUUUUUUUUUAAAAUGGAUUUCUAGGAUUUUUUUUGUGGUUUUGCAUUAUGUGAUGAGAACUCCCAAAUGGAUUCUUCUAACAAAGAAUUGGGUGAA
This is a messenger RNA of Hevea brasiliensis (rubber tree), 2046 nucleotides long. Its product is annotated as peptidyl-prolyl cis-trans isomerase FKBP62. Bases 168 to 1853 code for a protein of 561 amino acids. Gene Ontology annotation, molecular function: peptidyl-prolyl cis-trans isomerase activity; protein binding. NCBI's taxonomy places the organism in Eukaryota, Viridiplantae, Streptophyta, Magnoliopsida, Malpighiales, Euphorbiaceae. The transcript has 12 exons. The record is from RefSeq and is a predicted model, not a curated record.